AUUGUAUCGUCCACCAUUUUCUUGUUCCUGUCUUUGGGUCACAAGCUCAUCAUAUCCCCAACACUUGUUCUUCCUCUUCCUCCUCUUCUUCUUCCUCGGUGAUCGAGUUGGUUGUGGUGAUCGCAUCGAUGGCGGCGCAAGGGGAGGAGGGUGGGCGGCUGAUAUACGCGAUGGUGGCGCGGGGGACGGUGGUGGUGGCGGAGCAGACGGCGUACACGGGCAACUUCCGGGACAUCGCGGCGCAGUGCCUGCAGAAACUCCCCGCCGGCGACAACCGCUUCACCUACACCUGCGACGGACACACUUUCACCUUCCUCAUCCACCACGGCUACGCCUACUGCGUGGUGGCGAGCGAGUCUGCUGGGCGUGAGAUCCCUCUGGCCUUUCUGGACAACAUCAAGGACGAGUUCGUCAGGAGAUACGCCGGAGGCAAAGCCGACACCGCCGCCGCCAACAGCCUCACCCGGGAUUUCGGACCGAAGCUCAAGGAGCAGAUGCAGUACUGCAUGGAUCAUCCGGAGGAGCUGAGCAGGCUGUCCAAGGUCAAAGUCCAGGUCUCCGAGGUCAAAGGCAUCAUGCUCGACAACAUCGACAAGGCCAUCGACCGUGGGGAACACAUCGACGUGCUGGUGAGCAGGACGGAGCAGCUCCACGACCAGGCAGCGGAUUUCAGGACGCAGGGGACGCGUGUCAGGCGCCGGAUGUGGUACCAGAACAUGAAGGCCAGGCUCAUCGUCGGCGGCAUCGUCGUCGCCGUCGUCCUCAUCGUCGUCCUCACCGCUUGCCAUGACAGAUGCCACUAGCUUUAAUAAUGCAGCAUAUCGUUAUUGUUGAGUUUGGCUAAGCUUAGCUUGUACUGUACAGACUUGCAUUGCUAGCUAGCGUUGCUGUUUGUUCUUAAUUCUUCA
Messenger RNA from Brachypodium distachyon (stiff brome), 908 nucleotides. Its product is annotated as putative vesicle-associated membrane protein 726. The record is from RefSeq and is a predicted model, not a curated record. The transcript has 4 exons. Gene Ontology annotation, cellular component: membrane. Lineage: Eukaryota; Viridiplantae; Streptophyta; Magnoliopsida; Poales; Poaceae. The coding region runs from base 129 to 803 and encodes 224 amino acids. Gene Ontology annotation, biological process: vesicle-mediated transport.